AAAGCCCUGGGAGAAGACGUCCGGAGCCCGGAAAUCAUUUCAGAAAUUUCCCCAGUCAGAUUCUGAGGGAUGGAAAUCCUGGAGAGACCUGAAAAGUCAGCUUGCACAUUUAAAAUCUGAAGUUUCAUUUCUAAGUAAACUUACUGGCAUCAAUAUAAGAAAUUAUUCCAAAACUGAGGACAUUACAAACAAUGAAGUGACAGAAAAGGAUACAAAGAAAAUUCUACAGAGACACAGAUUAUCAGGAAAUUGCAGCAUGGUUACAUUUCAACUGGAAUUUCAGGUUCUGGAAAUUGAGACUAAAGAGAAAUCAUCAUCUGUUAUAACUGACCUCAGCAUAAUAAUGGAACCCACAGAAUAUUCAGAAUUAAGUGAAUUUGCAUCUAGAGCAGAAGAAAAAAGAGAUUUGCUCAUGUUUUUCCGAAGUCUACAUUUUUUUGUGGAGUGGUAUGAAUAUCGUAAGAACACAUUUAAGCAUUUUAAGGAGAAGUACCCAGAUAGCGUGCACCUUUCAGAGGGCACCUGCUCCCACUGCAUGGAGAUCCACAGUGCCAGGCAGCCAGGGUUUGAACUAGUGAUUGUUUGGAGGAUACAAAUAGAUGAGGAAGGGAAGGUUUUCCCAAAGCUGGAUCUUCUCACCAAAGUCCCAGAGCGAGCCCUGGAGCUGGACAAGAACAGGGUCAUAGAAACUGCUCCUCUGAGUUUCCGAAGACUGCUAGGAGUACUUGGAAUUGAAGCUGCUCUUGACAGCCUGAUAAAAUUGCUUUGUGUGGAAAAUGACUAGUUCCGUGCUGGCAAGCAUAUAGGAAUAAGAUUCUGGGCUGGGGAACAUGUGACUUUUGUUAAGUAUGAACAUCUGCUCUUUUCAGACAUGCUUUGUAUGUGCACUAGUGGUACAUUACACAGAACUCCCAGAACAUAGAAAUAAAGCUUUUCAGUAUGUUAAAAGCAA
Cricetulus griseus (Chinese hamster) is the source of this 952-nucleotide messenger RNA. Lineage: Eukaryota; Metazoa; Chordata; Mammalia; Rodentia; Cricetidae. The record is from RefSeq and is a predicted model, not a curated record.